This is a messenger RNA of Ceratitis capitata (Mediterranean fruit fly), 1632 nucleotides long. It is a transcript of the gene UQCR-C2, whose product is annotated as cytochrome b-c1 complex subunit 2, mitochondrial. Bases 113 to 1441 code for a protein of 442 amino acids. The transcript has 6 exons. Gene Ontology annotation, cellular component: mitochondrion. Gene Ontology annotation, molecular function: metal ion binding. NCBI's taxonomy places the organism in Eukaryota, Metazoa, Arthropoda, Insecta, Diptera, Tephritidae. The record is from RefSeq and is a predicted model, not a curated record.
ACGUCUUCGCUGUCAAUUGUAGUGUGAAGACUGGCCGAGCGAGAAAAUCUCUUCAAUUGGAAAUUUUGGAUUUAUUCCUUUGCCCUUAGAAAUUAAUAAAUAUAUUCUAAAGAUGGCAUGUAACGCAAACAAAGCACCUUUCUUACGUACAAUUGCUAAGCGCGGUUUGGCUAGUCAGUGUCCACGUCCAUUAGGCCAAGCUGCUGAAGUGAAAUCCACAGUGUUGAACAACAAAUUGGUGGUCGCCACCGCCGAAGCCUCCCUGCCAGUUUCGCGUGUAUCCAUAAUUUUCCGCGCUGGUUCCCGUAAUGAAAGCUAUGAAAACCAAGGCGCUGCCCACUUGCUACGUAUCGCUGCUGGUUUGUCUACCAAGAACUCCACCAGCUUUGCCAUUGCCCGCAAUAUCCAACAAGUUGGUGGCACUUUGAGCGCAAGCAACGAUCGUGAACUAGUUACAUACACAGUUGAAACCACUUCCAACCAAAUCGAAACUGGUCUACGCUUUUUGCAGGAUCUUGCUCAGCCAGCAUUCAAACCUUGGGAGUUAACUGACAGUGUACCACUGCUGCGCAAUCAAGUAGCUGGUGUACCACCACAGGUUCGCGCUGUAGAAUUGCUGCAUCGGGCUGCUUUCCGCACUGGUCUUGGAAAUUCGAUUUACAUCCCUAAACAUCAAAUUGGAAAAUUGUCUAGCGAAUCAUUAUUGCAUUAUGCUGCUGGCACUUUAAUCCCUAGUCGUUGCGCUGUUGUUGGUGUUGGCAUUGACCACAACACGUUGUCUGGUUUCGCCCAAAAUUUGGAAUUGUCUUCAGGUUCGGGAAAAUCUGACUCGGCUUCGUACUACGGUGGUGAUGCGCGUAAGGAUACAGCUGGUGUGAUUUCACAUGUUGCUGUUGCUGGUCAAGGUGGUUCGUUAGUUAACCAGAAAGAGGCUUUAGCUUUUGCUGUUUUGAAGCACGCUGUAGGCGCUGGUGCGGCUACAAAACGUGGCAACAUCAAUGGUUCUUUCGGCAAGGCCUUGCAAGGCGCUGUAACCGAUGCAUCCGUUUCGUUAACAACGCUUAAUGCUGCAUAUGCUGAUACUGGUCUUUUCGGCUUUUUGGUUUCUACUGAUGUACAACAUAUUGGCAAGGCCGUCGAAGCCUUAACACGCGCUUUGAAAUCUGGCUCAGUAUCCUCAAAUGAUGUUAAUCGUGGCAAGGCUUUACUGAAAGCUGCUUUGUUGGAGAGCUACUCUACAGACAGCUCUUUGAUCAAUGAGAUUGGCGUACAAGCUGUACAAACCAAACAGGUACAAAGUAUUGACGCUUUGUUGGCUGCUGUCGAUGGUGUCACUCAACAGGAUGUGCAAGAGGCUGCCAAGAAAGCAGGUUCAUCAAAGCUGUCUGUUGGUGCUGUAGGUAACCUCGCUAACGUACCAUAUGCGUCAGAUUUAGCUUAAUUGUAUAAACCGAAAUAUUGACAUAACAUUAAAAUUACCAAAAUGAAAAUCCGAAACUGUACGUUUUAAUUAUAAAAUUAAAUUAUAUAAUUGAUGAAGAGUUAGAUACUAUAAUGUGCUUUAAUUUGAAUGUAUUAGCUGGAUUGUUAAAGUGAAAGAAAUUAAAAAAUAGAGGGACUAACAGAAACUUA